GACUGCAUGGAGAAAGCGGUGAAACACAAAGUGGCGAAGGCCGUAGUGCCAGCCAUUGACGCCAUGUACCAAGCGCUAAGCCAAUUCGGCACAGGCGUGGUUCCUCCGAAGCGCAUCUUCAAGAUGCUUCCCGGCUUGUUCAACCACGCGGACCAGGGGGUGCGGCAAUGCUCCAAGGGGCUCACUGUCGAGCUCUGUCGCUGGCUGGGAAAGGACACCGUCAAGCGCUUGCUGUUCGAAGGGCUCCGUGACGCCACGAAAGCGGAGCUCGAGGCGGAAUUCGAGCGUGUCGAAGGGCGUGCUGUUCCGACGAGGAGGAUCCGUUCGGAGCAGAUGAUGGAGAUAGAGGAGCCCGAGGUGCUGGAUGCCCCAGCAGACGACUCCAAGGCCGCAGAGCCUGAGGCUCCGCCUGUGAUUGACGAUUACGACCUGGCGGACCCCGUGGACAUCUUGACGCCGCUAUCCAAAACGACCUUCUACGAUGGCAUUCUGACCACAGAUGUGAACAUUGCAGUCGCCACGGAGGCCAUUCAGGCAGCCGGCAACCUGGCUAAGGGUUUAAGAAAGGACUUCUCAUCUGGAGCACGACUCAUGCUGCCAGCCCUAUUGGAGAGGUACAAGGAGAAGAAGCCGACAGUGGUGCAGGCCAUUCGAGACACGCUCAAGGCGUUCUACGUCUCAGGGUGCUUGGCACUGACGGACGCACUCGAGGCAGACAUCGCCGCGGCCGCGAAGCACAAGGUGCCGCAGGUCCGCUCGGAGGUGCUGGGGUGGGUGGCUGUGUGCAUCGAGGCCAGCAAGCGGCCGCAAGUCAUGGCGGUGCACAAGGAGCUCAUCCCCAUGCUCAUCGAGAGCCUGCAAGAUGGGACAGUGGAUGUUCGAGAAGCUGGCUUCAACGCCCUUGCGAACGUUGCCAAGUGCGUGGGCAUGAAGCCGUUGGAGAGGCACCUGGAGUCGGUGGAUGAGGUGCGCAAGAAGAAGCUCAUUGACGUCAUUGCCAGUGCUGGCGUCACUGUCGACGCGCCACCUCAAGCUGCGGCCAGCAGGACCUCUGGCGGCAGCCAGGCGGCGUCCAGAGCGCCUCCUCCCGCCAAGGCGUCUGCAGCCAGCCUGCUCAGCGGCAAAGCCGGAGCUCGCCCGUCCGCCACAGGCGCCAAGGUGGAGACUGGCAGCUCGGCUGCUGGAGGCAAGAAGGCUGGCAGCGAUGCUAAGAAGCCCGCCCAGGCAGCAGCACCACCGGAGGAAAUCGAGCCGGAGCCAUGGAGUCCGGAGGUAGUGGAGGAGCGGGCCAAGGCAGUGCUGCCGCCAGAGAUGGUGGACAACCUCAAGAGCUCCGCUUGGAAGGAGCGCCUCGAGGCGAUGACGAACAUCAAGGAGAUGGUUCCCAGCAUGGCAGACGCACAGGCCAACGUUGAGACCCUUGUGCGCCUCAUCUCCACCACCCCUGGCUGGUCCGACAAGAACGUCCAGGUGUUGCAGAAGAUGCUGGAGUGCGUGUCAGCCCUGGCUGACAAGGUGGACCGGUUCCCCAAGAAGUGCGUCGUGCUCUGCAUCGAAGGUCUUAUCGAGAGGGUGGGGGACAUCAAGACGCGCAUCCAAUCCACAGCGUGCCUCACCACGCUCGCAGAAUGCGUCGGCCCUCAGUUCAUCUUCACGAGAAGCAUCCCCAUAGUGAGCGCGCACAAGAACCCCAAGGUGCUGGCGGAGAGCAUCACAUGGAUGGUCACAGCUGUCGACGAAUUCGGCACUGCCCAGCUCAACCUCAAGGAGCUGCUGGAGUUUGUGAAGAACGUGGGGCUGGGCUCCAGCAAUGCGCCGUGCCGAGGUGCCGCCACCAAGCUGCUGGGCGCCAUGCACAAAUACGUGGGGCCAGAUCUGAAGGGCUUCCUGACUGACCUCAAGCCCGCCCUCAUGACUUCAGUGGAAACAGAGUUCGAGAAGAAUCCCCAUGAGGUACCCUCCGCCUUUGCUGCCUCCUGUUGCCCCCAGCUCUUCUCUCACCUGCUCUUGCCAAACCACCACCUUAUAUCUCACCUGGCCCUUUUUCAUCCCGUUUUCCCCUCCUCCCACUCCCGCGCUCUGCUCUCCCCGCCAUCAGCAGCGCCAACGAGAACAGUGAAGCGCCCGUCAAGCGGGGCAGGUGGUGAGGCAGCAGCAGCAGAGGGGGAGGUGGUAGGAGGCGGAGGUGGAGGGGCGGGGCUGCCUCGAGAGGACAUCAGUGCGAAGCUGACGGCCACCCUCAUUGCCAACCUGGGGAACUCCAACUGGAAGGUGCGGCAGGAGUCGAUGGACGCAGUCAAUGGCAUUGUGGAGGAGGCCAAUCGCCGCAUCCUGCCCGAAGGCACAUUUGAGGUGUUUGGGGCACUAAAGGCGCGGCUAUCAGACAGCAACAAGAACCUCAUCAUUCUCGCCAUGAACACCAUCGCCAACCUCGCAGACGCCAUGGGCGCACCGGUCGACAAGCAAAGCCGGGGCAUCAUAUCGGACGUGCUCAAGUGCCUGAGUGACCCCAAGCGCCAGACCAGGGAGGCAGUCGUCAAGGCCCUCGACUCCUGGCUGGGAGCGCUGGGCCCCGACAAAAUGAUCCCGGUGGUGGCGCCGGCGAUGGUGGACGUGAAGAUAGCAGCGGACGGGCGCAAGGAGCUGUACGAGUGGAUGCUGCGGCAGCAGGUGCUCUCCAAGAGCGACCCCGGCAGUGCGAUCACACUGCUGCGUGCGUGUGCUGCUGGCCUGCAGGACAAGUCACAGGAGAUCCGCAAGGCAGCUGAAGCCCUCACCACGGAGCUCGUCAAGGCCUGUGGCUGCGACGCUGUGAGCAAGGCAGCAAAGCACGAUCUGCCAACAGCAGCGCAGCCGCCGGUGUUGCUGAUAUCGGAGAAGCACCGGGUGUCAGCAGGGAGUGCGGACGGCAUGGAGGAGGACGAGGAGGAGGCGCCUGUCAUCAGCCCGGCCCUCAAAGGCACAUCUCGUGGCACCAGGCCCCCCUCGCCUGGUUCUGGGGGCCGGACCGCCCUGCCUGCACCGGUGGGGCGGUCACCAGCGUCGGCAUCGAAGCUGGGAGCACGGCAGAUGCAGGCAGCACUGCAGGAGGCAGCGCUGCAAAAUGAGCCGCUCUUCAACCUCAGGGAGUCCAUCAAGGAGGAGAGGGAUCGGUCGCCACGUGGCAUCAAAGUCAAGUACGAGGACCCCCGACCAGAGCAGCUGCAAGAGCUGGAGGCGGACGUGGCGAAGAUAUUCAGGGAGGACCUGGUGCAGCGCAUGUUCAGCAAGGACUUCAAACAGCACGUUGCUGUCAUCGACAUCUUCCACAAGGCCAUGGAGCAGCAGCCACACGAGUUCAUGGAGGUGUUGGACCUCCUCCUGCGCUGGUUUGUGCUGCGCAUAGCGGAGGCCAACACCACAUCGCUGCUGCGCGCCCUUGACUUCCUCACGGACCUCGUGCAAGUGCUCACCAUAGAGGGGUACAUCCUCACUGAAUACGAGGCCAACAUCCUCCUGCCCUGCCUCGUUGAAAAGUCGGGGCACAACAUUGCCAACAUCAGGGAGAAGAUGCGGGAGCUCAUGCGGUCGCUGCCGCUGGUCUUCCCGGCCACACGUGUGUUCCAAGCGCUGGUGGAGGGGCUGCGCUCCAAGAACAACCGCACUCGCAUUGAGUGUGUGGAGCACAUGGACGCCAUGCUGGAGAGACAUGGCAUUGAGACGAUGGGCAGCUCGCGGGUGCCGCUGGUGACGGUGGCGGCGCUGACCACGGAGAGGGACACGGAGCUGCGCAAGGCAGCGCUGAGCAUGCUUGCGUCUGUGUACGUGGUGCUGGGAGAUGACAUCUGGCGCCUGCUGGGGAAACUCACCGAUGCGCAGAGGGGCCUCAUUGAAGACAAGCUCAAGUGGAAGGCGCGAGAGAUGGAGAAGCGCAGGGAAGGGGCGCCGGGGCAGCAGAGGGGCAUGCGCAUGUCAGGGGGAGGGGCGGUAGGCAUGGAGGCGCCUGUACCCAUCGGAGCCCUGCCCUUGGCCACAAGGAUGCACAUGGCGGAAGCUGCCCAGCCACUAGCAGCAGCGCCCAUGCACUACCAGCAGCCCUCAUAUGGGAACGGGGGAGGCAUGGUUCCAGGCAUGCCGCCAGGCAUGCCCCACAGAGCAACAGAGCCCAUGGUAACCGCUCCGAACCACAUGGCCGCCAUGACCCGCCACCGCGCCACAGACAGCCACGCCUAUGCGCACUCGUCCCACUCAGGGCACUCGGCGCCGGAGUCGUUCUUUGAGGCGAUUCUGUUCAUUGAUCGCGAGGCGGCGCCCGAGAGGGUGGUGGAGGGGCUCAAGUACCUGUUCCAUGAGAUGCGGCGGGGGAUCACGGAGGAGGACCCCCGCGUGCUCGCUGUCUUCCGCGAGCACAUGCCGCGCUACAUCAAGAUGCUGCGCUUCCAGUUUGUGCAGUUCUUUGUGCGCUCCGUUCCGGAUGCACAGGUGAAGACGUACAAGUACAUCCUCAACUCCCUGCUCACGGUCAAGACCUACAAGUACAUCCUCAACUCGCUGCUCACGGUCGUUGAGCAUGCAGAUACCAGACGACGACCUGCGGCUGCUGCUGGAGGACAUGACCAUCUUCAUGCUGCACGAGCGCGUCAAGCAGCACUGGACGAGCCCUCUAACCCCUCUCCACCCCUCCACCCCCCUCCCCACCGCGCACAGCUGUUUGAGACCAAGUCGUUGAGCAUGCAGAUUCCCGACGACGAUCUACGGCUGCUGUUAGAAGACAUGACCAUCUUCAUGCUGCACGAGCGCGUCAAGCAGCGAAACCCCGACGACUCGUCCGCCGACCUGUGCCGUGCCGUGAACAUCCUGCUGCUCAAGAUCCUGGACACCGCGCCCUCCACGCCACUCUUCCUCUCCUUCAUGACCAUCCUGCGCCCCACCUACACCAUCAAGGGCUCCACUGCUGCUGACGUCAAGGGCCCCGAUGGCACACCGCUCGCUGCACUCGUUGUCAAGUGCCUGCUGCGCAUGUGCAAGAACUUCAGUGGGUAUGUGGCGGACAUGGACUUUGACCGCCUGCUGUUUGGCAUCCACCAGUACUUUAGCGACUUCUCCCACGCCGAGCUCCGCAGGAGAGUGACCACGGAUGAGCGCACCCUAUCCAUGUUCCGCAAGAUCCUGGCAGAGGCGGUGGCAGCCAGGGGCCCCGCUAUCAAGGGGCAUCUGUCGCUGAUCCCCAUAGAUGAGACACCGCAGCCCUUCAUCCUGCAGCAGGUCGACCUCGUGCUCCAGCAGGUCCUCGAACGCUCCUCCGCUGCUGAUGCUGCUGAUGCUGCAGCAGUUCCUGAUGAAUCCUCGCUGCCUGACCAGGACGAGCUCCAGAGCAUAGUGCGCAAGAUAGUGGAUCGCAAGCAAGGGGCAGUCAGCCUUUUUGAGCUUCACUACUACAUGCAGUCUCACCCUGGGAUUGACGUGUUUGCGCGGCUGGCCAGCAUCAGUGAGACAAUGAGGGAGUACCUCCAAAUGGGCAUCCUCCGCGUGCGAGAGCACGUAGCGCGUGGCGGCACCUUUGCCACCUUCGAUGCCUCUGUACUUGAAGCAGGCGCUGCUGCCUCCGUGCAGGAAGCAGGCGCUAGUGCAGGCAUGCGAUGGCCUUCCAGGGCGGUGCCUGCGAUGCCAGGGCAGGAGCAGCAUCUGCCAUUGAGUGGCCUGCCGCCGAAUGUGGUGCAAGGGGGGGCAAGUGAAGGUGGGAGCUAUGGGAGCAGUGCAGCGGAUGCAGCGGCUUAUGAGAUGUCUAAGAUGCGGCUCAACGGGCAACAUUCAGGUGUCAACCUCAGAUACUGA
This is a messenger RNA of Closterium sp. Naga37s-1, 5814 nucleotides long. The record is from the annotation of a GenBank genome assembly. Lineage: Eukaryota; Viridiplantae; Streptophyta; Zygnematophyceae; Desmidiales; Closteriaceae.